AUGAUUUUUAGUAGUAUAAUAGUCCCGCUUUUGGCCCUCGCAGCUCGAGGUGUGCAGGCGGAUCCCAGCAUGGCCGAACUUGAGGGAACAUGGUCGUCUAAAUCCAACACAGUAUUCACAGGGUCUGGGUUUUACGACCCGGUGGAUGAACUUCUUAUCGAACCAGACUUGCCAGGAAUCUCAUAUUCAUUCACAUCCGAUGGGUUCUGGGAAGCUGCAUUGUAUCGGGUGACUUCGAACCCACAGAACCACUCGUGCCCCAGUGCCGUGUUGAUCUACCAACAUGGAUCGUAUGAGUUAUUGAGCAAUGGUUCAUUGGUGCUCACCCCGAUUGCUGUCGACGGUAGACAGCUUUUGUCAGAACCAUGUACGGACGAUGGAUCUUCUGUAUACUCACGUUACGUCCAGGCAACGUUUUUCAAGACGUAUGAAGUCUAUGUAGACGGGUAUAACGGUAGAUGGACCUUACAGAUCUACCAAUUCGAUGGAUCUAAGAUGCAACCGUUAUACUUAGCUUACAAGCCUCCAAACAUGUUACCAACCACCGCAUUAAACCCUACUGAUUCUGCAUCCGAAACCAAAACCUCAUUGAAGAAGAGAGCCAGGAGGUCAUUAGAGAAUCAAUAUAGAACCAACGCAGUCAAGACCACUGCAGGAAAAAAUUAUGACUUCUACUGGUGGGUCGCUGUUAGUUUUGUUGGGAUUGGAUCUGCAUCAUUUUUCAUGAUCUAG
Dujonia railenensis is the source of this 732-nucleotide messenger RNA. Lineage: Eukaryota; Fungi; Ascomycota; Pichiomycetes; Serinales; Debaryomycetaceae. The record is from the annotation of a GenBank genome assembly.